This is a messenger RNA of Pipistrellus kuhlii (Kuhl's pipistrelle), 3955 nucleotides long. It is a transcript of the gene REPS2, whose product is annotated as RALBP1 associated Eps domain containing 2. Gene Ontology annotation, cellular component: cytoplasm; plasma membrane. Gene Ontology annotation, biological process: endosomal transport; endocytosis. NCBI's taxonomy places the organism in Eukaryota, Metazoa, Chordata, Mammalia, Chiroptera, Vespertilionidae. The transcript is spliced from 18 exons. Gene Ontology annotation, molecular function: calcium ion binding; protein binding. Bases 94 to 2037 code for a protein of 647 amino acids. The record is from RefSeq and is a predicted model, not a curated record.
GGCCGAGGCCGAGGCUUCGGCGGCGGAGGCUGCGGGGAAGGCGGCGGCACCCCGAUCAGGGACAGCGCUCCGACGGGCUCUCCUCCAGGUCUCAUGGAGGCGGCGGCGGGCGCGGGCUGCGGCUCCGGGCCGCCGCUGCUGCUGAGCGAGGGCGAGCAGCAGUGCUACUCCGAGCUGUUCGCGCGCUGCACCGGCGCGGCAAGUGGGGGCCCCGGGUCCGGGCCCCCCGAGGCCGCCAGGGCCGCCCCCGGCGCGGCCACCGCAGCCGCGGGGCCCGUGGCCGACCUGUUUCGGGCGUCGCAGCUCCCCGCCGAGACCCUGCACCAGAUCACGGAACUGUGUGGUGCCAAGCGCGUUGGUUAUUUUGGUCCAACUCAGUUUUACAUUGCCUUGAAAUUAAUUGCUGCAGCACAGUCUGGCCUUCCUGUGCGGAUAGAGAGUAUUAAAUGUGAAUUGCCGCUGCCUCGAUUUAUGAUUUCAAAGACCGACAGUGACAUACGAUUUGGGAACUCAGCUGAGCUGCAUGGAACUAAGGCUCCAAUUCCAUAUUUAAUCUCAGAAAAAAAUACCUUCAAAAGAAUGGAUGAUGAGGAUAAACAGCAGGAAACACAGUCUCCUACGAUGUCACCUCUCGCCUCCCCUCCUUCUUCUCCACCUCAUUACCAGAGGGUGCCCUUGAGCCAUGGCUACAGCAAACUGCGGAGCAGCAUGGAGCAGAUGCAUCCAGCUCCUUAUGAAGCUAGACAGCCCCUUGUCCAGCCUGAGGGACCCUCAUCGGGGAAUCAAGGAACCAAGCCGCAUCGGCAUCAGGCUUCCCUCAUCCGGUCCUUUUCAGUGGAGAGAGAACCACAAGAUAACAGCAAUUACCCGGACGAACCGUGGAGGAUAACAGAAGAGCAGCGGGAGUACUAUGUCAAUCAGUUCAGAUCCCUCCAGCCAGACCCAAGUUCCUUCAUUUCAGGUUCAGUGGCCAAGAACUUCUUCACCAAAUCAAAGCUUUCCAUUCCAGAACUCUCCUAUAUAUGGGAGCUGAGUGAUGCUGACUGCGAUGGAGCCCUGACCCUGCCCGAGUUCUGUGCUGCAUUUCAUCUCAUUGUGGCCAGGAAGAACGGCUAUCCACUGCCCGAGGGCCUCCCUCCAACUCUGCAGCCAGAGUACCUGCAAGCAGCCUUUCCUAAACCCAAGAGGGAGUGUGCAUUAUUUGAUUCUUAUUCUGAGUCCAUGCCAGCAAACCAACAACCUCAUGACUUGAAUCGGAUGGAGAAGUUAUCUAUUAAAGAUGGGGCUGACUUUCCUGUUUCUACCCAAGAUUUGACUGGUGAUGACAAACAAGCUUUGAAAAGUACUAUGGAUGAAGCUGUACCAAAGGACACGUCUGAGGAUCCAGCAACUCCUAAGGAUUCCAACAGUCUCAAAGCAAGACCAAGAUCCAGAUCUUACUCUAGCACCUCCAUAGAAGAGGCCAUGAAAAGGGGCGAGGACCCUCCCACCCCGCCACCGCGGCCACAGAAAACCCAUUCCAGAGCCUCCUCCUUGGAUCUGAAUAAAGUCUUCCAGCCCAGUGUGCCAGCAACUAAGUCAGGAUUGUUACCUCCACCACCUGCGCUCCCUCCAAGACCUUGUCCAUCACAGUCUGAACAAGCAUCUGAGGCCGAGCUACACCCCCAGCUGAACAGAGCCCCCUCGCAAGCUGCAGAGAGUAGUCCAACAAAGAAGGACACACCAUACUCUCAGCCUCCAUCAAAGCCCAUCCGUAGGAAAUUACGACCGGAAAAUCAAGCUACAGAAAAUCAAGAACCUUCUACUACCGUUGGCGGGUCAGUGUCUGUAGCAACCAUGAAACCCCAUCCAACAGUCCAGAAACAGUCUUCCAAACAGAAGAAGGCUAUUCAAACUGCUAUCCGCAAAAAUAAAGAGGCAAAUGCAGUGCUGGCCCGGCUGAACAGUGAACUCCAGCAGCAACUCAAGGAGGUUCAUCAAGAACGGAUUGCAUUGGAAAACCAAUUGGAACAACUUCGUCCAGUCACCGUGUUGUGACCCCAAGAUCCAAGUAAUAGCGGGUGACCUUUUCUGCCAAGAUCUUUCCUUUAACUGUUUCAAACCAACUACUUGUCAUAGAUGUCUGACUGUCAAAAAGCUGUGAGCAGUGGGAUAGAAUCCAUGUCACCUUUACUCUUACACUUGUGUACUUUGCUGUGAUGAAAAUAUAUAACUGAUUAUCACACUUGAAAUUGUAAUUAUCAGUGGAAUUUUCUCUCUCAUUCUUCAUUACUUUCUUGAGAUGUUAAAUGUUGCUCCUUAGCAAAAAUCAACUUUCUAGCAAAUGACAAUGUAGAGCAUUAUUUAUUUAAAGAAUUUAUGAUUUGUAAAGACCUUAUAAUCCAGUACCUUUAGGAUGCUUGUUUUACUUUUGUAUGUAUAUCAUGUACAGUAGGUUAGUUUCCUGAAUAAUUGGAAUUCUAACUUUGGCAUGGUGAUUAUAAUAAAAUAAAAUAAAAUAAAAUAAAAUAAAAUAAAACAAAAGCUUCAGAUUUAGAUUGGCACUGUGCCCUCUAUCACCAUAUGCCAAAAUUUGCUUAUCUAGUGCCAUUUUGAUUUUAUCUAGCUAUAAGUAAUAUAUAAUUAUUGUUUUCUACUGAAUGUCAAAGACUUACUCAGUCUUUAAACCUCUGUAAAGUGGAAGUUUUGUCAGUGAUCUAUUUAACUUGGCUUAGCUAGGCUGUCAACCCAGAUAACUCAGUCUUUUCAUGUAAAUUUUUAGGCAAGAGCAAUGUACUUUUACUGCUUCUCCUAAUCAUAUUAAAAUAGUUGUCAGAUCUCUUACUUUUAUCCUGCAUGGGAAAACAUAUCUGUAAAUGCAUGAAUUUGGAAACUACCCAUCAAAUAUGAAAGGCUGAUGAGACUGUUUGGAUUGAUAAACAUUUGUUGUUGGAACCCAGGUAUUCAAACUGGGAAAGAAGAGGGAAAAUGGUUGUUACUAACUAUUCAAUCUCUAGUAAUUUUUUUGUCUUUGUUAUUGUAACAUGGAAUAUGAGUAUAUUGGAUGUGAAGAAAUAAUGAAAAGAAUCCAAUUCUGACACUGGAUAUAUAAGUAUUUGGUUCUAUGUUAAGCAUACUCUUAGGAAGUGAUUGGUUUAUGUGUAGUGACGAAGGGCCCAACUGACUCCAGUGUAAGUGAGGUAAAACAGUGAUCUCAAAUUGCAGAAGUCAGUAUCCUAUAGAAAUUCUGAUAACUGCUGCUUCACCUGAAAACUCAAGUUGAAAAUGGGAAUUGUCCAACCCUCACAGGGAUCAGGGCACAUCAGCUUUAAUAUCACUUUGAGAGACUGAUGGCAAGAAAAGCUGUCUCUUACGCCUUUUGCUGCUUUACCCAUUCUUAGAAUAGAGGGGUGGGGUGUGCCUACGGUCCUUUUUGAAGUGAUUUGGAAAGGUUUAUAGCUGUGAGAUUGUCUUUGACUUCAAUAGAGUUGACAGCUUUUAGAAAAGUAGGAGUUUAUUUAAUGUUUCCUUAUUCCAUUGUCAAGCUUUAUCAAUGGCUUAAUGACAGAAAUAAGGCUUAAACAGAUGAUGUUUUUCCAACAAAAAACAAAUUGUUGAUUUUGUUCUGUGCAUAUUAAAGGUUUUUGAAUUGGCUUGAUUUUAAAAAUCAGAAAUCUUGAAGUCUUUCUCUAUUUCAUACAUUUUCCUUCCCCUUUUGGUCUCUGCAGAAAGGGUUCAGAAUCAGUUUAAACCCUUCCUGAGGUCAUGAAUGGGUCAGUGCAAAAUUAACCUUUUCCCCAUGUUCUCAGUUCUGGGGACUGCAACAAAUUUUUAUCAAUAGUGUCCUUGUUGCAGACAUUUUAUAGCAUGUUUGACUUUUGUUUCAUUAAAUCCAGGAGAGAAUAGCCUAUGCACUUUAUCCCGUAAUCUUCCAGUAUAUACACAUUCACUCGAGAUAGCACUUCAUAUACAUUAA